UUGAAAUUCUAAAUUGGCCGAGGCGAGUCAAACGAAACUUUUGCCAAGCUUUAAAGCUCCCUUCCAGUCGGAUGUAUCUAAAUAUACACGAUAAACAAAUCUAUUUUAAAAAAACACGAUGUUUCUGUGAUAUCCACAGCAACUGGAAGAUACCACAAUACAAACAUGAGAGGCUUGCUGAUAGUUUUAUGUUAUUUCUGCUGUGUGGACGGAUAUACCAUCCAAGAUCAGACACAACUUCACACAAACCUUACCCCGGGAUACGAUCGAAGGGUAAGGCCAGGAAUCGACAGAACGACCCCCCUGCAAAUUGAUAUCAAAUUCUUCCUGACCAGUUUGAAAGACUUUUCGGAAGGACUAAGUAAAAUUGGUAUUGUGGGAUCACUUAGUCUUCAAUGGACAGAUUCCCGACUCGCAUGGAACCCUACCAACUAUGGUGGAGACCUGUACGAUACAACACUCUUUAUAUCUGAUAUUUGGGUACCUUUUCUGGUUUUGAUGAAUCCAUACGAUAAAUUUAGAAAGGUACUAUUAGACGGAAUGUCUUGCAAAGUAUCCUCUAAAGGAGAAGUUUCAUGUUCACCUCCUGACCUUUAUGAAGCCACUUGUGAUGCUGACGUCACUUAUUACCCGUUUGAUUCGCAGACGUGCACCUUGAAAUUUUAUGUUCCCGCUCUAAGCCCGUCAGAUAUUAUUCUUAGGCCAAGAUCUUCUACAUUUGACAUGCUGUUGUACGAGGAGAAUGGAUUGUGGUCUCUCACAAGCACUCGUCUAUAUUAUCACGUCAACGUGUAUAAUUUUGAGGAACUUCGACUGGAAAUCAACAUGAAGCGAAGAACCGAGUAUUACAUCGCCGGGUUAAUUCUACCUAUCUGUUUCAUGAAUUUUCUUCAGAUUUUAGUGUUCGUUUUGCCCGUGGAGUCCGGAGAGAGGAUGGGAUUUUCUAUCACCGUUUUACUGGCUGUCGCUGUGUUCCUCACAAUAAUACAAGACAAGCUACCCGAGGCAUCAGAACCGAAUGUAUCGUAUUUAACUUACAAACUUUUGGUCGACAUGUUGCUUGGUUGUGCUAUGAUGAUAGCCGUGGUAUUUGGGAUGAAUUUCUACCAUAAAGCAGACGACAAGGAGAUUUCCGCCAGACUGAAGAGUUUCACCCGCGGCGUGAUAAUGUGUCGUGAACGUAAAAUAUCUACAGCGUCAAUACAAAAGUAUGGGGAUACGGAGAAAUCUGCAGUAGAAUGUGUAAACGAUGACGCGGGCAGUGACGUCGCAUGGACCGUCACUUGGAACGAUGUUGGAUUAGCUUUCGACAGACUGUUUUUAAUUCUUUUCGUUGUUUUAUUGGUUUCUAAUAAUUUACUAUAUCUUGUGAUGAUGGCAGUCAUCGGUUCAUGAUAAUUUACUAUAUCUUGUGAUGAUAACAGUAAUCGGUUCAUGAAAAUUUGAGUGGAACUUCGACAUAUCAUUUUUAAAAGUUGCUUUUCUAUAUGAAGUGAUUUGUCCAACAGAGACACUUUUGUUGUAUCCUUAAAUCUUUCCUCAUCUCGAAAAUUGUGAUCAAUGCUUUACAUGAUAUGAUAUGAUAAUAUAUGCA
Molecule: messenger RNA, 1594 nt
Organism: Ostrea edulis (European flat oyster)
Lineage: Eukaryota; Metazoa; Mollusca; Bivalvia; Ostreida; Ostreidae
Product: acetylcholine receptor subunit alpha-like
Exons: 1
Coding region: 166-1395 (409 amino acids)
Biological process (GO): chemical synaptic transmission; nervous system process; regulation of membrane potential
Cellular component (GO): neuron projection; synapse; membrane
Molecular function (GO): extracellular ligand-gated monoatomic ion channel activity; transmembrane signaling receptor activity; neurotransmitter receptor activity
Source: RefSeq, a predicted model, not a curated record